Exaiptasia diaphana is the source of this 2994-nucleotide messenger RNA. RefSeq names its product roundabout homolog 3. The coding region runs from base 1 to 1974 and encodes 657 amino acids. The record is from RefSeq and is a predicted model, not a curated record. The transcript has a single exon. Lineage: Eukaryota; Metazoa; Cnidaria; Anthozoa; Actiniaria; Aiptasiidae.
AUGGCAUAUAAACUCAGCCAUUCUUGCUUGGUAUCCAAAAUUGCCAUCACUAUAUCGGUCGCGAGUUUGUUGUUGUGCUGUGGUUUAUUUAUAAGAACAGAAUUGAUGCUAAACGAGCUGUAUUCAAGAGACAUCAAGCUGCCAGAAACAACUUCAAAACACGACGAGCGAACGAAAGAACGCUUAUUUGACAAACAAGAAGCAAAGAAGACGAAAGACGUUUUCACAAGAACGGUAAGAGAUGUUACAACUGUAGUCAACAGCACCAUAAAUGAUGAUUUAUUAUCAAAGAAAAUCCAUAAAGUUGUGGGAAAAGCUGUUGCCAAUUUACAAUCUGCCAAAUACUGGAUUCCCAUUCCAGGACCUCCCGGCCCGCAAGGAAAAACAGGUCCAAGGGGACCGAGAGGACGCAUGGGUAAAACUGGGCGCCGAGGUAAACAAGGGCAACGGGGUUUUCCUGGAAAGAUUGGGCUCCCUGGUCCCAGAGGAAUGCCUGGACCAAUGGGGCCAAAAGGAGAUCGUGGUCCUUCCUUAGCACGUCCAACAGUACUCAUUUCACCAACAUAUCUCAUCGUCAAUGAAAGCCAGUCCGCCGUCUUACAUUGUUCGUCUAGUGGUUAUCCUCGACCUGAUGUUGUGUGGAGUAAAGAAAACGGUACACUACCACACAAACGAGCAGUAGUUGAUAGCACUGGUAAACUUGAUAUCAAACACGUGACUAUCAAUGACUCAGGAAUCUAUCAGUGUAAGGCUUCUAAUCUUCUUGGCAGCACAAAAACAACGGCGAAACUCCAAGUAAACUUCCGUCCUCGACUGACCUUGAAAAAAGGACCAAUUUUCAGAAAGAUUGGUGAUGACAUUUUUCUACCUACUUGUCACGUGACUGGAAUCCCUGAACCAAAUGUCAAGUGGUCUAAGUCUAUCGGUUCUUUGCCUGAUAAUCGAUCUGUUGUCAGAGAUGGACAGCUUACUGUAUUAAAAGCGAAAAAAGAUGAUUCAGGGAUAUAUGUUUGCAAAGCUGAAAAUCUUCUUGGUUCUGCUGUAGUAUUUAUCAUGGUAAAUGUUAUCGAUUUGCCUGUGUUUGUUGUCAAGCCAUCAUCGUCGUUUAAAGCUCUUAAAGGAACAACUGUUCAGUUUAAAUGUACUGCUAAAGGUGAGCCUCAGCCUGUAAUCAGUUGGAGAAAAGACAACGGUGUUCUUCCUGCUGGUAGAUAUGAAGUGAGAAAUGGCUCUUUGAUUAUAAGGAACAUUCAGAAAACAGAUUCGGGUGUGUUUUUGUGUACUGCUACGAGUGCUGGUGUUUUUAAUUCACAUGUAAGUUCGACAUUGACUGUGCAUUUCAAAGACUGCGCCGAGCAUUACAAAUCAGGAGAGAGACGUAGUGGUGUGUACACCGUUCAACCCGACAAUCAGCCUGCAUUUCAAGUCUACUGCGACAUGUCAACUGAUGGUGGGGGUUGGACUGUGUUCCAGCGAAGACGAGAUGGAUCGGUUGACUUCCAUCGCAAUUGGCAGCAGUACAAAACAGGUUUUGGAAACCUGUAUGGCGAAUUUUGGUUGGGAAACGAUUACAUCCAUCGACUGACAGCAAGAGCAUCGACGAGAGUGCGAAUUGAGGUAGAGGACUGGGAUGGAACUAGAAAAUAUGCCAAAUAUGGUAGUUUUAGUGUUGCUGAUGAAUCAGACAAGUACAGGCUGAGGGUUGGCUCGUAUUCAGGUACUGCUGGGGACUCGUUAACAUAUAAUAGCAAUAUGGUGUUUAGUACAAAAGAAAGAGAUAACGACAAUUGGCAUUAUAACUGUGCAGAAUUAUAUACUGGUGCCUGGUGGUAUAAUAGUUGUCAUUGGGCUGAUCUGAAUGGAAAGUACAUCGGAAACAAGGUUUCGAAAAAAGGAAUGAAUUGGUUCCAUUAUCACAAAAAUUUUCAAAGUUUUAAGAAAUCUGAAAUGAAAAUGCGUCCAAGUGGAUUCUAAUACAUGAUAGCACAAUAAGAUAACGCUUAACUUAUUGCUCUUUGUUAUUUGUGCAGACAUUUAUCAGCGAUUUGUCAACAAGUGUGUGUUACGUCUAGUGCUUGUAAACAUGAUAUUAGGGUAAAUAGUCAAUGAUAAUAAUAAUGAUUUAUUACAAAACAUAACAGGCAAUUCCACAUGAGACAUUGAAAGAAAGCGGCAAAUUUCGAAAGUCAGCGGGUCUUUUUAAUUCCGUUUGGCAUUAGAAACCUUAAGACCUGAAUAUUGUUUAAAUUUGAAAAUAUAUUGCAGUUACUUGCCUCACCCAUCCCAUGAUCAGACAUGAAAGUUUAACCUUUUGUUAUCUUGGAAAAGUUAAACAUUUUUGAAUUGCCUUUCUUUUAUCUUUUAUCAUCAGCUAGUGUAACCAUAAUAUUGACUAUUGUUAAACAUCUUUCAAAUUACAGGAAAAUGCAAAAAAGAAUUAGGGCAAUUGAAUUUGUGGUAGUUUCAUACGUAUUGUCCACAACAUGGUUUAAAAGCUUAUUUUUCAGCAGUUGACAAUAAGGAAAAAAGAAAACGUUUUGAACCAUAUAUAUAACAAAUUCAUUUAAGUAUCCAAUAUAUAACUUUCAAUCACUUAGCUUCUAGAUUGAAUUAUAACGAAAUUAGAGCUUUAGAGGAAGUCAAUGAUUUGGAAUUGACCUGUAAUGUCCACAACGAAGGAAAAUAUUGAUAUCUAUAUGUGACCUAUAUGUGUGUUCUGGUAACUGACAACUUGAAUAAAACGCAGGUUACGUCAUCGAAGAUGAGACCGUAGAGGACCAUGGGAAGACAAUUUGCGCAGACAGCGCGCGAGAACUGGAACCGAACUUAAUUUUGUCAACAAAAAUUUUUUUUUACAAUAGAAUUUUUUAAAGACAAAAAUCAGAGUACUUCUGCAAAAAUUUAAUGCCAGGUUCUACAUUUAGAUAAAAAAGUAUUUUGCUUGUAAUAUUCAGAAUUCAGAUAAUAUACUUGAAAUAAAUUUAAAUACUUGAU